Messenger RNA from Gekko japonicus, 3592 nucleotides. RefSeq names its product ATP binding cassette subfamily B member 5 (gene ABCB5). Lineage: Eukaryota; Metazoa; Chordata; Lepidosauria; Squamata; Gekkonidae. Gene Ontology annotation, molecular function: ATP binding; ABC-type transporter activity; ATP hydrolysis activity. Gene Ontology annotation, biological process: transmembrane transport. Bases 1 to 3336 code for a protein of 1111 amino acids. The transcript is spliced from 23 exons. The record is from RefSeq and is a predicted model, not a curated record. Gene Ontology annotation, cellular component: membrane.
AUGACCACGUUUGCUUCCUACUAUGUUGGACUUGGCUUUGGUGUGUUGAUUCUUAGCACCAUUCAGGUCUGGACCUUUAUUACCAGUGCUGCAAGACAAACAGGAAGGAUACGCGAUAAAUUCUUUUUUGCUGUUCUUCACCAAGAGAUGGCCUGGUUUGAUACCAUCCAGAUUGGAACAUUGAAUACCAGACUUACUGAGGAUAUUAAUACGAUUCAAGAAGGCAUUGGAGACAAGAUCAGUUUAAUAGUCCAGUUUUCUUCCACUUUUGUGGCAGGGAUUAUCAUAGGAUUUGUGCACGGAUGGAAGCUUACUCUUGUGAUUUUGGCAGUUAGCCCUCUUCUUGUUUUGUCUGGGGCUGUGUGGUCAUACCUUCUAUCCCAUUUAACUAUUAAAGAGUUGACAGCUUAUGCUAAAGCAGGUGCUGUUGCAGAAGAAAUCUUGUCUGCCAUCAGAACUGUUACGGCUUUUAAUGGACAGAAGAAAGCUACUGCAAGGUAUGAUGCAAACUUGGAGGAAGCUAGGAUUGUUGGAAUGAAAAAAGCCAUCGCCACCAAUGCUUCUUUGGGCAUCACCCAGUUCCUUAUCUAUGCGUGCUAUGCACUUGCCUUUUGGUACGGAACUAAACUCGUAGAGGAUGAGCCAAAUACAUAUAACAUUGGGACAGUGCUAAUUGUAUUCUUUUCUGUGCUGAUUGGCGUAUUUUCCAUUGGACAAGCUUCUCCAAAUCUAGAGAGCCUGGCAAAUGCUCGUGGAGCGGCCUAUGAGGUCUAUAAAAUUAUCAAUAAGCCCCGUGCCAUAGAUAGCAGCUCUAAAGAAGGAUUCAAACCAGACAAGCUACAAGGAAAGAUUGAAUUCAAGAAUGUCCAUUUUAGCUACCCUUCCAGACCAGACACUCAAAUUCUCAAAGGUCUGAAUCUAAAAAUCCAGCCAGGGAAAACUAUUGCUUUUGUUGGCUCCAGUGGCUGUGGGAAAAGCACUACAAUUCAGCUAUUGCAGAGAUUCUAUGACCCAAAUGAAGGAAAGAUUACUAUAGAUAGACAUGAUAUCCGGACACUUAAUAUCAAGUGGAUGAGAGAGAACAUUGGCAUUGUAAGUCAGGAGCCCACUUUGUUUGCCACCACAAUAGCUGGCAAUAUUCGCUAUGGCAGAGAGGAUGUAACAGAUGCUGAAAUUGCGGAAGCCGCCAAAGAAGCUAAUGCUUAUGACUUCAUAUCAAAACUUCCUGAUAAAUUCAACACCAUGGUUGGUGAAAGGGGAGCCCAACUAAGCGGAGGGCAAAAACAACGCAUUGCUAUUGCCCGUGCUCUAGUCAGGAACCCCAAGAUAUUAUUGCUGGAUGAAGCUACCUCUGCUUUGGAUACUCAGAGUGAAUCCAUAGUUCAAACUGCACUUGAUAAGGCCGUCAUGGGGGUUUCAACUCUCAUUAUUGCCAACCGCGGCCAUGUCCGUAUGGGGCGGUCUGGCUCGGCGGCCCCCGGCUUCACGCUGAGCACCCAAAGCACUCGCGAUGCCCGACACCCAGCCACGACCACUGUCCUUCCAUACCCGGAAGUAGAGAAAGAUCCGACGCCCAAUAAGGAAGAAAAGCUGCCUGAGGUGCCUUAUUCCAGAAUUCUGGCUCUGAACAAGCCUGAGUUUUGUGUUAUUGCAGUUGGUGUCAUCGCUGCUGCCAUUGGAGGUUGUGUUACUCCUGCAUUUGCAAUUCUGUUUGGAAAAAUCAUUGGGGUAUAUGCCAAAAAGGAAAGCCAAACCAGAGUGCUGCUUUCUCUGAUGUUUCUUUUACUGGGAGUGAUCAGUUUAGUAACAUACAUCCUCCAGGGAUUCAUGUUUGGGAGAUCAGGGGAAGCUCUGACUAUGCGGUUGCGAUCACUUUCAUUCAAAGCAUUGCUCCAACAGGAAAUUGGAUGGUUUGAUGACCAUAAGAAUGGUAUUGGGGUUCUGUUAACCAGACUUGCUACAGACGCUUCUCAAGUUAAAGGAGCAACAGGAAGUCGACUGGGCUUAUCGACUAUGACCAUCUUUACCCUCCUUGCCGCUAUUAUUAUUGCUUUUGUACAUGGCUGGCAAUUAACAUUGCUCAUCCUGGCAUGUGUUCCUUUUGUUGUGAUAGCAAAUGCUAUUAGAGUUCGAUCAAUGGCCGGACAUGCAUUAAAUGAUCAAAAAGCCCUUGAAGAGGCCGGAAGAAUUUCAACAGAAGCUGUAGAAAACAUACGAACAGUGGUUGCAUUAACAAGAGAAGAUCGAUUUUUCGAGCAAUAUAAAACAAGCUUAGAAAGUCCAUACAGGGACUCAUUGAAAAAAGCUCCACUUAAUGGUUUUACAUAUGGAAUAUCCCAGUGUGCCAACUUUUUUAUAAAUGCUGCUAUCUUCAGAUUUGGAGCAUGGCUUAUUGCACAUUGUCUCAUAAACGCUGAACAAUUCUUUAUAGUCUUUGCUUCUGUGUUUUUUGCUGCUAUGCAUGUUGGGCGGUCUAAUUCUCUGGCACCAGAUUUUGGUAAAUCAAAAGUUUCUGCUCAAAGAAUUUUUCAGCUUUUGGAUCGGAAACCUCUAAUUGAUAGCUACAGUGAAGAAGGUGAAAAACUGGAGAAGUUUGAAGGCAACAUUGAAUUUAGGGACAUCCAUUUUGUAUAUCCGACCAGAAGAGAAGUUCAAGUUUUGCAAGGGCUCAAUAUAAAGGUUAAUAAAGGGCAGACUCUGGCACUGGUGGGGAGCAGUGGCUGUGGAAAAAGCACCUCCAUUCAACUUCUGGAGAGAUUUUAUGACCCAGUAUCAGGACAUGUGUUUAUAGAUGGAGUGGACACAAAAUCUCUGCAAAUACAGUGGUUAAGAUCCCAGCUAGGCCUUGUGCAACAGGAGCCUAUUCUGUUUGACUGCAGCAUUGCGGAAAACAUCCAAUAUGGAGACAACAGCAGAGUCGUCAACCAGGAGGAAAUUGAAAAAGCAGCCAAAGCUGCUAAUAUACAUGACUUUAUACAGAAUCUCCCAGAGAAAUAUAAUACACGAGUAGGUGAUAAAGGAGCACAGCUUUCUGGAGGCCAGAAGCAAAGAAUAGCCAUCGCUCGUGCUCUUGUCCGUAAACCAGCAGUUCUACUCCUGGAUGAAGCCACAUCUGCCCUUGACACUGAAAGUGAAAAGAUUGUCCAGAAGGCUUUGGAUGAUGCCCGAAAGGGCCGAACAUGUAUCGUUAUUGCUCACCGGUUGUCCACUAUCCAGAAUGCUGACAUCAUAGCAGUCAUCCAAAAUGGCAAAGUGAUAGAACAAGGAACUCACUCUCAACUACUAUCAAUGGGAGGAUUCUAUCAUACACUGGUCAAUGCACAAGUGCCCCAUUAGCCUGGAUUCUAAAGUUUGUCCUAUUCUAGCCAUAGAAUCUCUGGAUAAGAAACAGCCCAGGAUUCAAAGAAGUAAUAUGCCUGUUUCUGUGCACCCAAGGUAGCUCUGAGCUUGUGUUUUGCCUUAUGACAUGAGGAACCUUUGGAACCAUGGAUGGGAGCAGAAUUCUGCCAUACAGAGAACAAAUGUCAAUAAUUCCACCAGGCAUGCUUCUCCAAGUUAGCCUAUGGGUGCACUUAAAGUUCUUCAAAUUGUU